AUGAACAACAACCAUAACAACAUCAAAAUUCGUUACUUUGUCCCAGCUCAACUUGACCUAAACUUUAUGUUAACACCAGUCACAUCAACCAGCACAAGUGCAAUGUCAACGAUAGACGCACAGGCACUAAUAAAUCAUCCUGCACCUCCUAAUCAAUUGACCAGUGCUUCUCAGCCAAUCAAAGCUGACGAAUUUUUCAGUCAUUUGUUGCCAAAAAAUCUUCUACCACCUGUACAGCAGCAGCAGCAGCAGCAGCAGCAGCAGGUCAAACCUUUCGCUUGUCCGAAGUGCAUGCGCUGUUUCAGCGUCAAAGGAAACAUGACUCGUCACUACAAAUACGAAUGUGGAGUGGAUCCCAAGUUUGGGUGUCCAUAUUGCGAUUUUCGCAUGAUCCUAGAUCCCAUCGAACUCCAUACCUUGCCGCACGCCAAGCCAAGUCCCAAACCCUUGGUGACGACAAGGCGUUCAAGACGAGUGACAGUGCGCGGUCCCCAAUGGCGCGAGAAGAGCUACUACUGUCCAAAGUGCAGUCGUGGCUUCACGUUGAAGAGUAACUGCAAUCGGCAUUUCCGGUAUGAGUGCGGAGUCAAGCCACGUUACAAAUGCCCGUAUUGUUUGCUGAGGAGUAAGCAAACCUCCCAGGUUUACUCGCACAUAAGGAAAAAACACCCCUCCGAAAGAGUCUGCGUUAUUAAUCUCGACGACGUGGAGAACGACCAGUGA
Molecule: messenger RNA, 723 nt
Organism: Copidosoma floridanum
Lineage: Eukaryota; Metazoa; Arthropoda; Insecta; Hymenoptera; Encyrtidae
Product: zinc finger protein 786-like
Source: RefSeq, a predicted model, not a curated record